AUGUCCUCCUCCUCAUCAGAACCAGAAUGCCAAUCCUUCUACCGCUACUACGAACCCAGCGAGAUCCUCGCCGCCAUAGGCAUCGGUCUCUUCGCAGUAACAGUCCUCGCCCACUCCAUUCGAAUGGUCACGACCCGCACGCUGGAUAACAGUUUCAUGAUCCUCGGAGGCACAUCCCGCCUCUUCUCCACCCGCAACCCCUGCUCCAAAGCCGCCUGGGGCGGUCAAUCCGUUCUCCUCCUCCUCGGGCCCUCCAUGCUCAUGUGCACGAUAACACUAACGCACACGGCCUUCAUCCGUGCUCUGAACGCUACACGCUUCUGCUGGGUUCCACUGCGAUUACAGCGUCCACUGUAUUUGGCGAUAAACACCAUCUGCAUUAUAAUUCAAGCAGUCGGCGGAAUAACUUUUGCAGCUGCGAGCGGGAAACACAUGGCGGAGAUUGGCGACCGGCUGAUCAUCGCAGCGUAUGUGAUGCAGAUGGUGUUUUGGCUGUACAUUCUGGCUGAAAAUACGUGGGUGACAACCAAAGUGGGCAAGGAGGCGAAGAGGGCGAGGCUGAAUCCCGAGGGGCUGGAUGCUGCUGUGCCGGCGAAGGAGAGGUUUGUGCAUUACAAGCGGUGGAGACAACUUUUUGGACUGGCGAUUUCGAUUUUGUUUGGGAGGAACAUGAUGCGGUUGACGGAGUUGGGGAUGAAAUUUCUGCAGGAGAAUGAGUGGACGAGUUAUGCUUUUGAUGGGUAUCAGAUUGUGGUUGUCAUGGGAGUGUGGGCUGUGUUUUACCUGCCGGGAAAGUGUCGCGAGGUUGAGAAGGCGCAGGAUCGGUGUCGAGGGUCGGAGCUGGAGCAGGUUCAGUCGGCUGAGAGGCCGAUGCUGGGUGUUUAG
Molecule: messenger RNA, 885 nt
Organism: Fulvia fulva
Lineage: Eukaryota; Fungi; Ascomycota; Dothideomycetes; Mycosphaerellales; Mycosphaerellaceae
Exons: 2
Coding region: 1-885 (294 amino acids)
Cellular component (GO): membrane
Source: RefSeq, a predicted model, not a curated record